Boleophthalmus pectinirostris (great blue-spotted mudskipper) is the source of this 2820-nucleotide messenger RNA. It is a transcript of the gene gfm1, whose product is annotated as G elongation factor, mitochondrial 1. The coding region runs from base 224 to 2542 and encodes 772 amino acids. The transcript is spliced from 17 exons. Gene Ontology annotation, molecular function: translation elongation factor activity; GTPase activity; GTP binding. Gene Ontology annotation, biological process: mitochondrial translational elongation. The record is from RefSeq and is a predicted model, not a curated record. Gene Ontology annotation, cellular component: mitochondrion. Lineage: Eukaryota; Metazoa; Chordata; Actinopteri; Gobiiformes; Gobiidae.
ACUUUGAAACUGGAGUUUGAGGCAUAGGUAGAUACUUUCGCCUUACAGCGAAUAGCUAAAGCCAUUUGGCCGAAAUUGCUUUCCGUCCAAAACCCGGAAGUAAUCCACCACCGGUCUUGGGGAUCUGGCGUGACAUUCACUAAACCCGUGAGCUGACAUCUAGACGGGGUGCUGUGUAAAUACGAACAAACGUAAGGACACGGUGUGGAAAAGUAACUGGAAGAUGAGAGUCCUCAAAGCUAGCCUUGCGUUGGCGAGUCGUCAUCUUUCAGCUAAACAGAGCGCCACUCUGAAAAAGGUUCUCAUCAUCAACUAUCGGUCUUGUUCAUCUGGUGUAUUUUGCAAUGAGAAAAUAAGAAAUAUUGGGAUUUCCGCGCACAUUGAUUCUGGAAAGACCACACUUACAGAGCGUGUCCUUUAUUACACUGGCAGAAUAGCAGAGAUUCAUGAGGUCAAAGGUAAAGAUGGUGUUGGUGCCACUAUGGACUCAAUGGAACUGGAGAGACAGAGAGGCAUCACAAUACAAUCAGCUGCUACAUACACAAUGUGGAAUGGUCACAACAUCAACAUAAUUGACACACCAGGUCAUGUUGACUUUACCAUUGAGGUAGAGCGAGCUCUGCGGGUGCUGGAUGGAGCUGUGUUGGUUUUGUGUGCUGUCGGAGGAGUGCAGUGUCAGACCAUGACAGUCAACAGACAGAUGAAACGCUAUAAUGUCCCAUUCCUCACAUUUAUUAACAAGCUUGACCGAAUGGGUGCCAAUCCAUAUCGAGCCCUACAACAGCUAAGGACUAAGUUGAAUCACAACGCUGCUUUUAUAAACAUCCCCAUUGGUCUUGAGGGAAACAUGAAGGGUAUCAUUGACCUAAUUGAGGAGCGAAGCAUGUAUUUUGAUGGACCUUUUGGCCAAAUUAUCCGUUAUGAUGAAAUUCCUGCUGAUUUUCGUGUUGAGGCUGAGGAGCGACGGCAGGAACUAGUGGAAUGUGUGGCCAAUGCUGAUGAAAUCUUGGGAGAAAUGUUUCUUGAAGAACAGACACCAACUCACAAUGACUUAAAGGCAGCCAUACGCAGGGCCACUGUACAGCGCCUUUUCUCCCCAGUGCUUGUGGGAACAGCACUAAAGAACAAAGGUGUACAACCUCUAUUAGAUGCCGUGUUAGAUUAUCUGCCCAAUCCAACUGAAGUAAAAAACUAUGCAAUACUCAAUGAUGAAGAUUCAAGUGAAAAAUCUAAAGUUUUAAUGGACCCUGCAAGAGACCCUGCCAAUGCCUUUGUGGGUCUGGCUUUUAAACUUGAGGCCGGACGGUUUGGCCAGCUAACUUAUGUGCGUGUGUAUCAAGGCUGUUUGAAGAAGGGAGAAUACAUCUACAACACACGCACCAGCAAAAGGGUCAGAGUGCAGCGAUUAGUGCGACUACAUGCUGACCAGAUGGAGGAUGUUGAUGAAGUCUAUGCAGGUGAUAUUUGUGCUCUUUUUGGGAUUGACUGUGCAAGCGGAGACACUUUCACAUCCAAGACCAGUGCCAAUCUUUCAAUGGAAUCAAUUCAUGUCCCAGAGCCUGUUAUCUCUAUGGCAAUGAAACCAGUCAACAAGAAUGACCUGGAUAAAUUCUCCAAAGGCAUUAACCGUUUCACCAGAGAAGAUCCUACAUUUAGAGUGCAUUUCGAUACAGAGAGCAAAGAGACUAUUAUUUCAGGCAUGGGGGAGCUGCAUUUAGAAAUCUACUCACAGGUAAUCUUAACACUUUUGUUGCAUUUAAACCAAUUUGCCUCCAGCAAUCUGAUGACAGAUUUUCUGUUUCAGAGAAUGGAACGGGAAUACAAUUGUCCGUGUGCGAUGGGGAAGCCUAAAGUUGCAUUCAGAGAGACAAUCACCAGCCCUGUGACGUUUGACUUCACCCAUAAAAAGCAGACUGGCGGCUCGGGGCAGUAUGGUAAAGUUAUUGGGGUUCUUGAACCUUUGGAAUCUGAACAUUUCACCAAGCUGGAGUUUGAGGAUCAGACAGUUGGAACAAAUGUGCCAAAGCAGUUUAUUCCUGCUGUGGAGAAGGGUUUCAGAGACUCAUGUGAAAAAGGACCUCUGAGUGGACAUAAAAUCUCUGGAGUACGGUUUAUCUUGGAGGAUGGAGCCCACCACAUGGUUGAUUCCAAUGAGAUAUCCUUUAUUCGUGCCGGAGAAGGGGCUUUAAAACAAGCAAUGGAGAAGGCUAAUUCAAUCAUUCUGGAGCCCAUCAUGGCAGUAGAAAUAGUAGCUCCGCAAGAGUUUCAGGGUGCUGUCAUCUCUGGAAUUAACCGGCGCCAUGGGGUCAUUACAGGACAGGACGGCACAGAAGGAUACUUCACUUUGUAUGCUGAUGUUCCUCUUAAUGAUAUGUUUGGUUAUUCAACUGAACUUCGCUCUUGUACUGAGGGUAAAGGAGAAUACACCAUGGAAUACAGUCGGUACCAGCCCUGUUUACCAGGAACACAAGAAGAACUUAUCCACAAAUACUUAGAGGCUACAGGUCAGCUCCCUGUGAAAAAGAACAAAUGGAAGAACUGAAGAAACCUUGGUCAAACAUUUUGGACUGUAAAUUCUAAUUUAUUGUGUUUUCAUAAUUUCUGUAAGUUGUUUUUAGCUUUAGAUAAAAGAACCUCAGCUCACUGCCCCCAUAAAAACAUAAACUACAAUGUAUUGGUUAUAUUACAGCUCCACUCACACAUUCUAAUGACAAUAUAUACACCUUAAUAUUAGUCAUGGAAAACCUGGGCAUAAUGGCUUUUGUACUAUGUACAACAUAUUUUUAUGACUGUAACAAAUACAUGUAAUUUUACCCUAAA